Messenger RNA from Microcebus murinus (gray mouse lemur), 3161 nucleotides. The record is from RefSeq and is a predicted model, not a curated record. NCBI's taxonomy places the organism in Eukaryota, Metazoa, Chordata, Mammalia, Primates, Cheirogaleidae.
UGUGCGGGGCGGGCUCUCAGUGGUGCGGCCGGCAGGCAGCGAUGGCGGCCGUACGGGGCCUGCGGGUGUCGGUGAAGGCGGAGGCCCCGGCGGGGCCAGCUCUGGGGCUCCCGUCACCUGAGGCAGAGUCCAGUGUGGACCGUGGCGAGCCGGAGCCUAUGGAGGUGGAGGAGGGCGAGCUGGAGAUCGUGCCGGUGCGGCGCUCGCUGAAGGAACUGAUCCCGGACACAAGUAGAAGAUAUGAAAACAAGGCUGGCAGCUUUAUCACUGGGAUUGAUGUCACUCCAAGGCUAGAAAUGUUAGCCCUGGACCGAGACAUGAUGAAGAAAGCAAUCCCCAAAGUGAGAUUGGAGACGAUCUACAUUUGCGGAGUAGAUGAGAUGAGUACCCAGGAUAUCUUUUCCUAUUUUAAAGAAUAUCCUCCAGCUCAUAUUGAAUGGUUGGAUGAUACCUCCUGUAAUGUGGUUUGGCUGGAUGAAAUGACUGCUACACGAGCCCUUAUCAAUAUGAGCUCUCUGCCUGCCCAGAAUAAGAUGAAAAGCAGGGAUGCCAAUGAGGACAAGUCAUCUGAGAAAAGUAAAAAAGACAAGCAAGAAGACAGUUCAGAUGAUGAUGAGGCUGAAGAAGGAGAAGUUGAAGAUGAGAACUCAAGUGAUGUAGAGUUGGACACAUUAUCUCAGGUAGAAGAGGAAUCUUUGUUAAGAAACGAUCUUCGUCCAGCCAACAAACUUGCUAAAGGAAAUAGGUUAUUCAUGAGAUUUGCUACAAAAGAUGACAAAAAGGAACUUGGAGCAGCUAGAAGAAGUCAGUAUUACAUGAAAUAUGGGAAUCCAAAUUAUGGAGGCAUGAAAGGAAUUCUUAGCAAUUCAUGGAAGCGGAGAUAUCAUUCCCGUCGCAUUCAGCGGGAUGUGAUCAAGAAGAGAGCCCUGAUUGGGGAUGAUGUUGGCUUGACGUCGUAUAAACACCGACAUUCCGGAUUAGUAAAUGUUCCUGAGGAACCCAUUGAAGAGGAGGAAGAGGAAGAGGAGGAGGAAGAGGAGGAGGAGGAAGACCAGGACAUGGAUGCAGAUGACAGGGUGGUGGUAGAGUACCAUGAGGAGCUCCCAGCUCUCAAGCAGUCCCGGGAACGGAGUGCAUCUCGGCGGUCCAGUGCCAGCAGCUCAGACUCAGAUGAAAUGGAUUAUGAUCUAGAACUGAAAAUGAUUUCCACCCCUUCACCAAAGAAAAGCAUGAAAAUGACUAUGUAUGCUGAUGAAGUGGAAUCUCAACUGAAAAAUAUUAGGAACUCCAUGAGAGCAGAUAGUAUAUCCUCAAGCAAUAUCAAAAACCGAAUUGGUAACAAAUUACCAUCCGAGAAAUUUGCAGAUGUCCGACAUCUAUUAGAUGAAAAACGUCAGCACUCACGUCCACGGCCACCAGUCAGCAAUACUAAGUCAGAUAUACGCCAGCGGUUAGGAAAAAGACCAUAUUCUCCAGAAAAGGCUUUUAGUAGUAACCCAGUUGUUCGGAGAGAGCCUUCUGAUGUACAUAGUAGACUGGGCGUUCCCAGGCAAGAUAUUAAAGGCCUCUACUCUGAUACUCGGGAGAAGAAAUCAGGUAGCUUAUGGACUCGCUUAGGAUCUGCACCCAAGACCAAAGAAAAGAAUACGAAGAAAGUGGAUCACAGGGUGCCUGGCACCGAGGAAGAUGACUCCGAGCUGCAAAGGGCAUGGGGGGCUCUGAUUAAGGAGAAAGAGCAGUCUCGUCAAAAGAAGAGCCGGUUAGAUAACUUACCAUCUCUCCAGAUUGAAGUUAGUCGGGAAAGCAGCUCUGGUUCAGAGGCAGAGUCCUGAUGCCCUGGGGCCUGUGGCAGCUGCCCUAAAGCCUGACAUUCUUGCACAGGGUGGGGCGCACAGUAGGAACCUCCCCCUUCAGGAGUUGGCACCCUCUUGCUCCUACUCCUACAGUCACCCUCAGCUCUUGCUGCUUCAGCAAGACAUCUUGAGAAUGUGACGAGCUUUGAAGGGCAUCUCUCUAUCUUUUGCUGCAGAGUUAUAGUUCUGGGCCCUUGAUUCUUUUCCCACAACCCCACAGGCUUUACCCUUUGAGAAAAAGGCAACCCUCCAGAUUUUGUAGACGUUUUCUUAAUAUUUUUAACAUUGUGUCUUUUAAAAGAAAUGUUUUACACAGUUCAUCCAAAGAGCAGAGAACUGAACUUCUCACUAUUGCCUUGGCCCUGACAGCUGUUACCAGCACCCUUUUCCCAAGAAAAGUCAAUUCCCAGGUGCUUAUUGGACAGCCUUCGAGGGGGAAGAUGAGGGAAGCUGCCAGCUCACCCUUCCGGGACCCUAGUGUGGGGGCGAAUCUCACGGACCUGACCUCAGAGGUGCACCAGUGCCGCCCAGGUAGAUAAGAGACGCAGCAUUGAUCGUGCUUCCGUUCUUCCCUCGGUGAUUCCUAAUGUUAGGGGCCUCUUACUAGCUAUCAGCUUGAUGUGAAGAUCAAGUUCAGUGCUGUGGGAGUUUUAGAAACAAAAAACUAUGACUUCUGGAUUUGGGGUUGAUUUUUGUGCUAGGGGUGGGGUUGUGGGUUAAUGUUGAACAAUUUUUAAGUCUGUAUUAUGUUUAAAAAUAUUAAUGAUUUAAAAGUUUUAAUUUUUAUAUGUGGAAAUUCUUCCUGUUGGCUACAGGGGAAGCUCAAGUGGUGUCUUCUUUUGUGCUGUUAAAUAUAUAUUAUAUACUUUGGAAGAAGGCAAAGAGAGGAGUCUCAUUAUUUUUAAAUGCUCCUAAUUGUAUAGUCUGUUUGUUGUACAUAGAGUUCAACUUGCUUUUCGGCCCACUGUAGGAAAAAGAGUCCAUCCAUCUGAGAUGGGGCCCUGUUGUUUAUUAUAACAUUAGAAGUGAUACAUUGAUAUUUAUUUUUUCUGUCUCCAAGUUGUGGCACCUGAAAACUUUGUCAAAACUGGCAAAUAAGAUAUUGGUUACAAAAAUUUUAGUUUGUUUAUUUUUAAACUUGUUUCAGAUUAUUUUACCACAAAAAGAAGGUAGUUAUUUUGUCUUCCAGUCUGAUUUUUAUUUUGAAGUAUUUAAUUUUGUAUUCCUCUGCAGGCUUAAAAAGUAGUGUUCCACUUCAGUCCACUAGAACUCGGGAGGUGGAGAUAGUAAUAAGCCUUUGUCCCUUUU